Messenger RNA from Aureobasidium melanogenum CBS 110374, 1029 nucleotides. RefSeq lists its product as uncharacterized. Bases 1 to 1029 code for a protein of 342 amino acids. The record is from RefSeq and is a predicted model, not a curated record. The transcript has a single exon. Lineage: Eukaryota; Fungi; Ascomycota; Dothideomycetes; Dothideales; Saccotheciaceae. Gene Ontology annotation, biological process: DNA repair.
AUGUCGAAACGAACACUAGAUACCUUCUUCAGCCCAUCUCAGAAGAAGACAAAACUCUCGGUUACUGAGUCAAAAGAUGCGCCGUCAAAUCACUCGACAUAUCCAUUCGCCGUACCACAAUUGCCACCAGAAAUCACAGACCUCUUAAAUUUCGCGCCGGAAGCAGAAGGCAAAGCAAUCGACGACCAACCAGACCUGGAUCUCUUGUACUUCCAACCAUACGUGCCGAGCUCGAUAUCAACAUCUUUGUUUGAGUUUUUACGCAGAGAAUUGUUCUUCUACCGUGUCAAGUACAAGAUCAAGCGAGGACCUAUCGAAACGGACAUCAACACUCCACGAUUCACGACCGUGUUUGGUGUUGAUGAAACUUCCUCAUUCUUACCUGAUGGAUCGCUCAUUGACGCAACUACGAAGAAGCCAAUUCCUAAAGACCGCUACAAGACAUGUAAACCACGGCCUAUCCCCGCAUGCCUGGAUCUGCUGCGCCAACUCACAGAAGCAGCAACAGACCAACGCUACAACUUCUGCUUGGUGAACUACUACGCAACUGGCGACGACAGUAUAUCCUACCACAGCGACGACGAAAGAUUUCUCGGCGUAGAUCCCGCAAUUGCAUCAUUCAGCUUAGGAGCCAAAAGAGAUUUUCUAAUGAAGCAUAAACCUACUCCGCCUUCUGACGAUAAAAGUGCGGCAGCAAUUGCAUCAGAGACGAAACCUCUGAAACUGCCUCUUGGAAGUGGAGAUAUGGUGUUGAUGAGAGGUACGACGCAGAGUAAAUGGCUGCAUAGCAUUCCCAAGCGGAAAGGAGGAGAAAGCGGGAAUGGCAGAAUCAACAUCACAUUUAGAAGGGCGAUGGUGGUGGGAGGUACGGAGAACUACUAUCGGUAUAAUGUUGGCGAUGGAGAUGUUAUGAAAUGGGAUGAGAAGACUAAGAAGAUGGUUGUAUGGGGUGAGAAGAAGGGAGAUGGCGAGGCUGUCAAACGGGAAGUCGAGGCUGAAGAUGUAGACAAGGGAUAUGCUGGCUUGUAG